Alternaria burnsii is the source of this 1464-nucleotide messenger RNA. RefSeq names its product aldehyde dehydrogenase x mitochondrial precursor. Gene Ontology annotation, molecular function: aldehyde dehydrogenase (NAD+) activity. The record is from RefSeq and is a predicted model, not a curated record. The transcript is spliced from 2 exons. Bases 1 to 1464 code for a protein of 487 amino acids. NCBI's taxonomy places the organism in Eukaryota, Fungi, Ascomycota, Dothideomycetes, Pleosporales, Pleosporaceae.
AUGACUUUGCAAUACUCAGCGAAGAGCCUGCCUAAGCAGAUAUUCAUCAACAAUGAGUAUGUCGACUCAAAGUCACCUAAGAAGCUCACACUGCACAACCCUAAGAACGGGGAGCUGCUCGCAGACGACUGCCCUCUGGCAGGUGAACAGGAUGUGGAUGCCGCAGUUGAUGCUGCGGAAAAGGCGUUCCCAGCAUGGAAGAAGAUGAGCGCGAACCAGCGCCGGGGCAUUCUGAACAAGUUUGCAGAUCUCAUUGAGAAGAAUGCAGAUGGUAUUGCACAAUUAUCACGAAUCUCACUGGGUGCUCCGGCGGCAUUUGGUGCUUUUGAGAUUGGACUUUGCGCUGAAGUCUUCAGAUACAAUGCUGGAUUCAUCGACAAGUUUGGCGGUGAGUCAUGGCCACAGGAAGAUGGUUUCCUCAAGAUCGUUCGCAACGAGCCCCUCGGUGUCACAGCCGGCAUCGUCCCCUGGAAUGGACCCAUCGGCACCAUCGGUCUUAAAGCCGCACCAGCUCUUGCAACAGGAAACUGCUUCAUUCUGAAGCCCUCGGAAAAGACACCCUUCUCAUCUCUAGCCCUCGGCACACUCAUCAAGGAAGCCGGUUUCCCACCUGGUGUCUUCCAAAUCCUCACUGGCGAUGGAAGUACCGGCGCCCUAAUCGCAAGCCACAUGCGCAUCCGCAAAGUAAGCUUCACCGGCUCCAUUGCGACCGGAAAAAAGAUCCAAGAAAUGGCUGCAAAGUCCAACCUCAAGCGCGUUACUCUCGAGCUAGGAGGCAAGUCCCCCGCUGUCGUCUUCGAUGAUUGCAACCUCGAUAACGCAGUGACAUGGACUGCCAAUGCCAUCACCGCAAACACAGGCCAAGUCUGCUUCGCAGCCAGCCGUGUCUACGUCCAAGAAGGCAUCUACGACGCCUUUAUCGAAAAGUACAAACAAGCCAUGAAGGACAAGACAAAGGAGAUUGGCGACCCGGAUGAGACAUCUACGAAUAUCGGGCCUUUGGUUGAUAAAGCGCAGUUUGAGCGCGUACAGGGUUUCAUCGAGCGCGGUCAGAACGGUCAAGGUACGCUUGCUGUAGGCGGCAAACGCAUCGGUACAUCUGGGUACUACCUCGAGCCCACCGUCUUCACCGAUGUGGAUCCCACAUCGGAGAUUCACUGCGAAGAGAUUUUCGGUCCUGUUUCUGUCGUCAAGUCUUUCAAGACUGAAGAGGAGAUUAUGGCGCUAGCUAACAACACAAACUUUGGGCUAAUGGCUGGUGUGUUUACGCAGGAUAUUAAUAAGGCGCUGAGGGUGGCGAGUGACUUUGAUAGCGGUAUGGUCGGUGUCAAUUGCGUGAGUUUGAUGUUCACUAUGACGCCGUUUGGAGGUAGCAAGGAGAGUGGGCUGGGGAGGGAGUGUGGAGUUCAUGCGCUGAGGGCGUUCACGGAGCCGAAGACUAUUAUGAUUAAUAUGAAUUACUGA